ACCAUUCUUAAAAACUGUGAAUGAUAAAAAAGCAUAAUGCAUUUGAAGACGGGAUUCAUAUUUCUCAUCAUUUGCCUUGCUCUCCAGGUUCAAGCGAACAAAGAAACUCCAGAUAAAAUAAAUCGUGAUGAAGCCAAACUUGCUGCAGAUGCUGCAGGGUCUGAAAAGUCAGAAAGAACUACAAAGAGGUCUAGAGUAUCGACCAUCCGGAGGAUAUUUGAUAUGGCCAAACACCGAACAAAAAGAUCUUCUUUUUUCCCAACUGGAGUGAAAGUUUGCCCUCAGGAGUCGGUGAAGCAGAUUUUGGCAAGCCAUCAAGCUUAUUAUAGGCUAAGAGUUUGCCAAGAAGCUGUAUGGGAAGCUUUUAGAAUUUUUCUGGAUCGUAUUCCUGAUGCAACAGAAUAUCAGAAUUGGGUCACUGCCUGCCAGCGGGAAACAUUCUGCAUAUUUGACAUUGGGAAAAAUUUCAGUAAUUCUCAAGAGCAUCUAGAGAUAAUUCAACGGCGAGUAAAACAUAGAACCUUCCAGGACAGAAAAGAAGAGAUUUCUACAGAAAAAACUGGCGGCAAAAAACCGGAGGAACCUCAAGCUCUUGCUACAGCCCCUGCAGGUACCCUGGUGAAUGAGAUUGUCAAUGACACCAAGAUUCCCAUGAAGGAGCCAAAGCCGGAGGUUCCAAACAUAGUCUCUGAACGUCCUGUGGAGCAGAUGGUGGAAUUCAGUGUCACCCUGACCAACCAGGAGUACACCCCAGAGCUCAGUGAUCCCACAUCUCCUCAGUACCAGAAACUAGCUGCAAAAUUUCAGCUUCAGAUGCAAAAGAUAUUUGAGAAACUUACAGGAUUCAAAGAAAUUCGCGUGUUAGGAUUUAGACAGAAGAAGGAGAAAGAUGGGACAAGCAGCACCGUAGCAAGGUAUGUUGUCAACUUUGAGAGAGACAAGUCUGACAUUAAGCGUCCUGAGGAUGACAUUUCAACUAUUGGCUCCAACAAAGUUGAAAAUGAGAAAGGUCCUCUUGGCAUGGAGGAGGAGAUCCCUGCAGUUAAACCCAAAGUGACAGACCUUCAGCAGAUGGUUGCUAUGGCGCUACAAGAAGACAAGUCACUCUCCAUGGACCUUGGAACACUUCAGUUUAGUGACACCAUUAGUGACGUAGACAACGAUAUCAAAUCGAUGGCAACAGACACUGCAACUGGACUUGGAUUGGAGGUUAGUGAUCAGAAGAGUGAAGAUGAGCGGAUGCAAGAUCAGAUCGCUAGCAUAGACUCACAGAUCCUGCCUGGGCAAGAUAUAAAGAUAAUGGACCAGCUGGAAUCUUCAGGGGACACCAUUUUAGCCACACUGAGCACUAUGCCAUACUUCAUUGGCUCUCCAGCUAUCCCCACAUCUCUGCCUAAAGACGACAUUUUGAGGCUGACAGACCAAAUUGUUUUGUUGCCAGCAGUGACAACUGGUGGCCCCUCAAUUGUCAUUGACCAGUCUUUUGAGGUAACAAGUUCUUCAUGGGAUGCAGCAGCAGAGGGUGGCACCCCUCCUGGAUUUGACUUGGGGGUGCAGGAUAUUGCAACCGAAUUAGGUGCUGUUGACAUGCUGAGCCCACCAACCAUGGAUGAGGAGGGAAGUGGUUACCGUGCACAGCCAGAAAUACCAGACAUGACUCCAGCUCCUCCACUGAAGUAUGUAACUACAAGCUCCAUGACAACGGCAUCCAAAGGCAAAGAGUUAGUGGUGUUCUUCAGCCUAAGGGUCACCAACAUGCUCUUUUCAGAUGACCUCUUCAACCGGAGCUCCUCAGAGUACAAAGCCCUUGAACAGCAGUUCAUGCAGCUGCUGCUACCCUAUCUGCAGUCCAAUCUUACAGGAUUUAAACAACUGGAAAUACUCAGCUUCCGCAAUGGAAGUGUGAUUGUCAACAGCAAAAUGAAGUUUGCCAAGUCGGUACCAUACAACAUCACAGAGGCUGUCCACUGUGUGCUGGAGGACUUUUGUGAUGCAGCAGCUCAGCGUCUUAACCUUGAAAUUGACAGCUAUUCUCUUGACAUUGAACCAGCUGAUCAAGCAGAUCCUUGCAAGUUCAUGGCAUGUGACGAGUAUUCACAGUGCAUAACGAACGACUGGACAAAAGAGGCGGAUUGUCUUUGUAAACCUGGUUAUGUAAGAAAAGAUGGGCAGCCGUGCCAGAGUCUGUGCGAGAUUGAGCCACACCUCUGUGUAAAUGGUGACAAGUGUGAACUAGUUCCUGGAAGAGGGGCUGUCUGUAGAUGCCCAGUACCUAGAAACAGAGGAGAGCGUUGUUCAAAAUACGCUCCAGCACGUACCCGAUCCAAUAUCUCCAAAGCUGUGAUGCUUGGCUUUUUAUGUCUAAUUUUUCUUCUCAUCACUUUAAUAAUUGCAUUACGAAGGAAAUGCAAAAACAAGACUAAUGUGGAAGGCCCUCCUCUCAGCCCAUACAGUGCAGAGGCUGCUGUAAGAAUUAAUCCUGCUUUUGAUCAUGACGAACCCAGUAGUCUUUGCCGUGGGCCAUGUAGCGUAAGUGCUUGUAUCAAUUCUUCAGAGAGCAGUGAUCAAGGAACAUUACAAAGUCACGAGCACAGAACAGAGUAUGGAGGCCACCAGACGGAAAACAGAAACUGACAAGUUAGUGUCUGAAGACCCAGAUGCCAGGCCACAAACCAGAGGAUAUAAAGGCUACUUUACUGUGGAAGGAGCUACAUUGUUAUUUCACACUCCUGGAUGAAGCAAGCAAUGCGCAGGUCUAGAAGAAGCAAGACACAUGGCCAUUACUUCCUUCAGCAAUAUUAGGAUAAUUUAAAUAUUAAGGCUUGAUCCGAUAGUUGCAUCCCAAGUUCUUCGCUAUUCAACGGGGCAACGGUUGGCUGUUGCUAAAUAUUCUCAUAUAGGGUAUAUGUGUGUGAAAUUCUCCAGUAGAUGAGAAAGGACCUGGCAAAAGACGAUGAGUUUCAGUACAUAAACAUUUUCUCCAGUAGAAGCCUGAAGUGUGGGAUCAAAAACAUCAGAAAUGUAACUCUUUUCUGAACAGUUUUGAAUUAAAGGUUGUUAAAAUUUGUUCAAGCAGCUUUUUUUUCUAUAGGUUUUAGCAAGAGAACUUCUGGUAGUAUUCAAGUUCAUUCGCCAGUGAAGUCUUUGAGGGAGGGAGGACAUGACGAUAAAAAAGAUUUCAGAAGGCUACCAGUAUUUUUUCCAUUAAGGCAAAGAACACCAACUGAAGUUUAUUUUUUGCUAAAAAGACAAUAAAGAUGGCUGCACCUAUUUUCCUCAGAACUGUUAAAUUUCACUGUUAUCCACAUUAUCCUACAUGCCGUGCUGUGUAUUUAAUAACUGUACAGUGUUUAUAUGAUAAUUAUUUUUGUUAUUCUUAAGCUUAGAUGUGGACGCAGAAGUCUGUGCUGGAAGUGUUAAGAACUGUGAUGUUCUAUCCUCAAAUAAUUUUUUAAAAUGGACAGCAAAAUGGCUGACUCAUAUAAAACUUACUGUGACAAGAGUCAGUGAUGUUUUAGUAAUUUUAAAAUAUCAUGACUGGAGAAUCAUAAUGGAAUACUGGCAAUUUACUCAAGGCUUGCAAUAGGAUUUUGACCAUGCUUAGUGCUACAGCUGGUUAUCAGGUUUCCCUCCCUAGCAUCUACCACCAAUGGUACAGAUUUCAAAUAAAGAAACAUACUCCAAAUCUUUGUGAGCACUUUUAUCUGAGAGAAGUGAAUGCAGUUCUCCUUGAAGUAUUCUUUUUUAGAGUCCGCUGGUAAAUUUUAGGGUAAAUUUUAGG
Messenger RNA from Pogona vitticeps (central bearded dragon), 3781 nucleotides. RefSeq names its product interphotoreceptor matrix proteoglycan 1 (gene IMPG1). Gene Ontology annotation, biological process: visual perception. NCBI's taxonomy places the organism in Eukaryota, Metazoa, Chordata, Lepidosauria, Squamata, Agamidae. The record is from RefSeq and is a predicted model, not a curated record.